AUGAGUUACCCGGGUGUAUUCAGUGUCAUGGGUGUUCACUCCCCUCCAGUGAUCACAGUGGGGAACUGCAAGUUUAAAAAGCAUCGAAGACAAAGUCAGAAGUGCAAGUGUGAAGCCUCCAUCAGAGAUUCAGUCAACAGCCUGCCGGAUAGAAGGGUGGACGUUCUUGUGAACAAUGCAGGAGUUGGAAUGAUUGGAGCACUGGAACGCCAAAGUAUUGCUGCCAUGAAGGAAGCCAUGAAGCUCUUAGACACAAACCUCUUUGGGCUGGCACGGCUGGUGAGAGAGGUGCUUCCUGACAUGAAUCGGCGGCAGAGUGGCCAUAUUGUGGUGAUGAGCAGCAUCAUGGGAAUACAGGGGUGUCUGUUCAGUGAUGUCCACUCUGCUUCCAAAUUUGCUGUGGAAGGAUUUUGUCAAAGUCUGGCAGUGCAAGUAGCGAAGUUUAAAACCAAGAUGAAUCCAGUGGAACCUGGCUCUGUGGUGACAAAGUUUGAAAGGAAAGUGUAUGAAGAUGCUGAGAAGAUGGCUCUAUCAGGGACAGAUGAGGAGACUGCCAGAAUCUUCCAUGAAGUUUAUCUGCCUUACUCAAAAAAGAUCUUCUCUUCAUUAGGCCAGACACAAGAAGAGGUGGCUCAGCAAACAGUUAAAGUGAUCACAGCCAAGGAGCCUCCUCUGCAGCACCAGACCAAUCAUCUGUACAUGAUCAUGACAGUGCUGAAGCAUGCAGAUCCAACUGGUCGACUGCAGAGGAGGGCAGGAAAGAAAUAA
Molecule: messenger RNA, 768 nt
Organism: Monopterus albus (swamp eel)
Lineage: Eukaryota; Metazoa; Chordata; Actinopteri; Synbranchiformes; Synbranchidae
Product: retinol dehydrogenase 8-like
Exons: 6
Coding region: 1-768 (255 amino acids)
Cellular component (GO): cytosol
Molecular function (GO): oxidoreductase activity
Source: RefSeq, a predicted model, not a curated record